CAGGGUUCCAUGAAGCAAUCGAAGGAGAAAUAUUUCUUUCCCUUGGAAGGAACCUCACACCCUCAGGACAAGUGUUGAAGGAUGACAAAAGAAAGGGGAAACCACAGACCUCAGAAAACUGUUGGUGCCCAAUGACUUUAGGUGCUCAUUGCCCAUGUAAGGCCAAGAAGGAGUCAAUGAAUAAAGGAUGGCUCCUUCCGGAUCAUAGCAUUGAGAGCCAAGACAAUAAGGAUGGAGAGGGGCCAGAUCAUGUGGCUAUUACUGCUACUAAUGCUGGUGACUCCAUUGGCCUCCACCCAGACUCUGACCUACCAGGAUUUGGUGAACCGAUUCAUCAUCAACUAUAACAAGAAGUCAAACUCAAGAAACCUCUUCCGACUCUUGGCUCUAAAUCUGCAGCCUGGGGCAAACAAUGAUCCUGCCAUCCCCCGUCCUCUGAAUUUCACCAUAAUGGAGACUGUGUGCCCUAAUACCAAACAACGGCAGCUGGUUGAAUGUGACUUUAAGAAACAUGGGCUGGUGAAAGUAUGCUUUGGAAUCAUCUCCUUGGAUGCUACUCAGCCUUCUAUCGAUAUUUCUUGUGAGGAGCCUGGCCAGAUAAUGAAUGAUGGUUUUUGGUAUCAACUUAUUCGAACUUUUGGAAAUCUCAUUCAUCAAAAAUAUAGAAAAUUGCUAGAGGCAUAUAGGAAAUUGCGGGACAUUUUUUCUGGAUGAGGUGACAAUAAUGAAUAGAAUCCUAGGGUGAAUCUGCACCUUCACUUCUGCUGAUGGCACCAAAUUCUGCCCUAUUCCUCUCAGUUGAAUAAACUGUGUGAAAUGGUCUGUUUUUGUUUAUCUAUCA
This is a messenger RNA of Monodelphis domestica (gray short-tailed opossum), 841 nucleotides long. Its product is annotated as protegrin-3-like. Gene Ontology annotation, molecular function: lipopolysaccharide binding. Gene Ontology annotation, biological process: innate immune response; defense response to Gram-positive bacterium; defense response to Gram-negative bacterium. Gene Ontology annotation, cellular component: extracellular region. Lineage: Eukaryota; Metazoa; Chordata; Mammalia; Didelphimorphia; Didelphidae. The record is from RefSeq and is a predicted model, not a curated record.